UUUUUACUUGCAACUUUGUUGUCCCUCCCACCGUUGCCUAGAAACCAACUGUGUGCUUCGUUUCUGUUGCACCACACAGCGCGAAGCGUAAAUAAAUGAUAUGCUUAAAUUACAGACAGUUGGGUGUACACUUUUGUAUUAACAGUUGAUUAACUGGUUAUUAACCCUUUUGUUUUUUUUUUUACAACAGCAAAAAAAAAAAAAAAAAAAAUCGUUUGUUGCUUAGUUUCCCCCGAAUUUGGUAAAUGUUUUCCAGUUGUAGAUCAACAAAUACAUCUUAUAAUUUAUGCCAUCGACUCGUUAUGAAAUCCAGGGACUAAUAUAAUUUUGUUAAUUUUUGUUGUUGAGUCUUAACGAAUAUUCAUUUAGAUAGGCUACAAGAGGGACACGUUUGCAGUUGGGACUCCAUCCCAAAGAGACUGACCAAUAGGAGAGCUGAGCGCGUUACACGCUUAGUAUGUGCAAACAGUGUCAGGAUAAAAGCGCAGAAAUAUAUUAACAGCACGUCUGUUCUGUCACACACCUUGUCUGAAGGGAACAUAUCUUAUAGAAACAGCUAUGUUUUUAAGCCACGUGCUUUUCACUGCGGGAACGCAAAGCGUUUCUGUUAUGCUUUUGCAGCUCCCCUUUCUACUUUUAACUGAGGCAACGGAAUUACCCAGCUGCAAAGAGUCUGAUUACCAUUUUGAGUACACAGACUGUGACGUUUUGGGCUCUCGAUGGAGAGUGGCAAUACCCAACAAGCCAGAGACAUGCACUGGUCUACCUGAUCCAGUCAAAGGCACCCAAUGCACAUUCACCUGUAAUGAAGGCGAAUUUCUGGACAUGAGGACUCAAGAGUGUCAGAAAUGCGUCGCAGGGACCUAUUCUCUUGGGACGGGUGUUGCCUUCGACGAGUGGGACAGUUUGCCCACUGGCUUUAUCAGCCAUGGCAUCAAUAUGAACUUUGGAGACACUUACACAAAUUGCUCGAACUCAACAUGGAUCCCGAAAGGUGACUAUGUUGCCUCUAACACAGAUGAAUGUACUUCAACUCUUUCCUAUGCUGUGAGUUUAAAGAAGCCUGGAUCUGUGUCCUUCCAGUAUUUCUAUCCAGACAGCAACAUGUUUUUUGAGUUUUAUCAGGUUCAGAAUGACCAGUGUCAGUCUACAGACUCUCAACGUCGCUGGAUGAGGAUAUCCGAAAGUGACUGGGAUUAUCAUUAUGUACAGCUGAGCAGUGGUAACAAUGUCUUGUACUGGAAAACAACGGGUUUUACUUUGGCUGCCAACACUGCCAAACCGGUUCUACUGAAGAACAUUGCCAUCUCAGGGGUCUCGUAUACAUCUGAGUGUUUUCACUGUAAGCCUGGUACCUAUAGUGAUAAACCAGGGGCUGCCCAUUGUAUCCCAUGCGCUGCUAAUUCAUACUCUAAUAAGGGAGCCACUGCUUGUCAACCCUGUGAGGCAGACAAAUAUUCAGGGAUUGGUUCUGGAACCUGUCUACAGCGACCCCCCUGCAAGGCGACGGAUUACUUCUAUACUCACACACCAUGUGACUCCAAUGGUCAGACGCAGCUGAUGUACAAGUGGAUCGAGCCCAAGAUCUGCAGUGAGAGUGUGGAGGAGGCAGUGCAGCUCCCAGCCUCAGGGGAGAUGGUGGCCUGUCCUCCAUGCAAUCCAGGAUUCUUCCCCAGCAACACCUCCAACUGUGAACCCUGCUCACAUGGCUUCUAUUCAAACGGGACAGAAUGUUUUGAGUGUCCUGCUGGAACGGAACCAGUCGUGGGCUUUGAGUAUAAAUGGUGGAACAAGAUGCCCAGCAACAUGAAGAGUUCAGUCUUCAGCUCAGAAUACAGCAGCACUGAGAGGAGCACAGGCUGGGAGGUUGCGGGUGAGUACAUCUACACCACACCAAGCGAUCAGGACUCUGAUUACAUGCUGCUGACGCUCACAGUUCCUGGAUACAGCCUGCCUCAUUCCCUGAGUGAAGACAAUGAGAGACUCACGCUUUCCAGUAUAACAUUUGUGUUUGAAACUAAGUGUACAGCUGAUUGUAAACUGUAUUUCAUGGCAGGGCAGAAUGAAAGAAAUAAUAUGGUUGUGGAGAAUUGGUCAGGCACUAUAGGAAAGCAGUCCUACUCUUACCUUAUUAAAAGCAACAACACUGUUAGCUUUACCUGGGGUUUUCAGCGCACUGGGCUCUUUAGCAUGAAAAAUGAAUACAGCUCUGACCUUGCUAAGAUCUACUCUGUUCACCUCACUAAUGUGAUUGGGGGUGUGGCCUCAGAAUGUCGACAGUGUGCUCUGGCUGACACUGACUCGUGCGUGCCCUGCCCUCCAGGACAAUACAUGUUGAACGGCACUGGAGUGUGUAAAAACUGUCCCUCAAAUACCAUCAUCAGGCCUGAGCAGCCAGUAGGAAAGGAAGCCUGCAUACCUUGUGGACCCAAUACUUACAGUAAUAAAGGCCGUUCUGCGUGCAUGAGUGACUGUACAUUAGCACUUCAUCAUAAAGAAGAGACCUUGCAUUAUGAUUUCUCUCCACUGGCAAACGUCACAGGCUUCCAAAGCAGCCCACGCUUCACCAGUAAAGGGCUGCAAUACGUCCACCAUUUCAGUGUGGCACUGUGUGGAACAGAAAACAGGGCUCUUGCAUCCUGUGUUGAGAAUGUGACUGAAAGCAAGAGGGAUGUAAAAGGCUACAUAUGUCAGUCUACUGUGGUGCCUUCUGAGAUCAGGGGUCAAAGCGUUGUGUCCUCUCAGCCCUUCACUAUCGGAGACACUUUAAUUGGAGUGACCACUGAAUCCAAAUUUGAUGACAUCUCGUCAUUGGACGGCAACUUUCCUGUUGAAUCAGAGCUGCCGGAUGUCAUAUUCUACUACAGAUCUAGAGAAACUACACAAGCAUGUAAAAAUGGACGAUCAACCUCCAUUAGGCUCCGAUGUGAUCCCACUAUAACAGGGAAAGACCAUAUUUCCCUACCAAGUAACUGCUCAGAGGGCACCUGUGACGGUUGCUCCUUCCAUUUCCUGUGGCGCUCACAGCAUGCCUGUCCUCUCUGCUCUGAGAGGAACUAUAAGGAGAUUGUGAGUGCUUGUAUCCAAGGAAUUCAGAGGACUACCUAUGUGUGGCAGCAACCUCUAAGGUGCACAGGCGGGGUGUCGCUGCCAUCUCAGCAGAUUAGUGCCUGUGUGACACUGGACUUCUGGCUGAAGUUUGGUGUCUCCAUUGGAACUGUGGCUGCCGUACUGCUCAUUACAAUUAGCUGCUACUUCUGGAAAAGGACACGCAAGCUGCAGUAUAAGUACUCUAAGCUAAUGAUGACUGCAGGAGAUAAGGAGUGUGAACUUCCAGCUGCUGAUAGCUGUGCCAUCAUGGAAGGAGAAGAUGCAGAGGAUGACCUCAUCUACCUCUCCAAAAAAUCUUUCUUCACCAAGAUCAAGUCAUUUUCCAGAGAGAGAACAUCAGAUGGCUUUGAUUCUGUUCCUCUUAAAUCAUCAGCUGCACAGGAGAUGGAGAUGAGCUAGAACUUCUCUGACACAGGGAGAGCCAGCGGGAAAUGUUUGGCCUAUCUUGUGACAUCCUUGACUCUAUAGUUGACAUUAUAACAUCAAUACUGCUUUUCCCAAAGAGACUGAGGGAAGCAAAUGACUCAAAAACAAGUCUGCCUUAUUCAAGAGCACCCUUAUAAACCUGUUUGUUUCCACUGGGUCAUUCAGCAAAACCAAUCUACAUGCAGACCAAAGGCAAAACUGGCAUGAGAAGUUGAUUUUAAAAUACUUUUUUAAAAAUGUGAGUUUUUUCUUUGUCAAGUUUUGAUAAUUGUAUAGGCCUAUAUAGGCCUACACAAAUAUUAUACCAAACACAGAUGAUUUUGAAAGAUGAUGGUGGAAAAUACAUGUUGCGUUUGUUUUACAUGCCAUUCUGUUACAUAUAUCAAAUAUGAUCUUUACUUUUGAGGUCAUCAUGAGUGGCUCAAAAUGUCCCUUAGAAUGAGCUACCACCUGUAUUACAAUACAGUAUAUUCACACUAUUGCAAAGCUCCCCCACGUGCUAUUCUAACUGCCUGAUUUCUGCCAUUGGUGUAACUAAUAGUGUGUGCUAACAGACAAGAAAUGUACGCUUUUACACCAUCUUGCUGAUAACAUUUCUUUGGUCAUUUGGCAGUCCUACAGCCAAUGUAGUGAAUACACCCUGUAAGAGUGUGUUAUUUGUUUUUUAUGCCGUCAUAAAAAAACAUUGUUUUUUAUAUAGAUGUGAAUUUUUGUCAUUGGGAAAUCAAAAUAGCCUAAUAUUAUUAGUCUGUGCUUUUGUUUUUUUGAAUAAAAGUGUUUUCUAUCAAAUGUUGGAUUUCCUACAUCUUGAAGCCUUCUGUGUUACAAAUGGGAACAUCUCAGAAGAAUGAACAAAUAAUGUUUGUGGUCAUCACAUUAAAAAUAA
Megalobrama amblycephala (Wuchang bream) is the source of this 4423-nucleotide messenger RNA. It is a transcript of the gene elapor1, whose product is annotated as endosome-lysosome associated apoptosis and autophagy regulator 1. Bases 559 to 3510 code for a protein of 983 amino acids. Gene Ontology annotation, cellular component: trans-Golgi network; extracellular exosome; lysosome. Gene Ontology annotation, biological process: autophagosome assembly; positive regulation of vacuole organization. The record is from RefSeq and is a predicted model, not a curated record. The transcript is spliced from 22 exons. NCBI's taxonomy places the organism in Eukaryota, Metazoa, Chordata, Actinopteri, Cypriniformes, Xenocyprididae.